Molecule: messenger RNA, 4230 nt
Organism: Apodemus sylvaticus (European woodmouse)
Lineage: Eukaryota; Metazoa; Chordata; Mammalia; Rodentia; Muridae
Gene: Pphln1
Product: periphilin 1
Exons: 11
Coding region: 262-1497 (411 amino acids)
Biological process (GO): negative regulation of gene expression, epigenetic; protein localization to heterochromatin; negative regulation of DNA-templated transcription
Cellular component (GO): nucleoplasm
Source: RefSeq, a predicted model, not a curated record
AGCGGACGUCUGGCUUCGCGGGUUCCACCGGCGGCGGCGGCGGCAGCGCGGCAGUGGAACGUAGCACAUACAGACCAGGCCUGUAACUACUCCCUGGGGACCUGCGUGUCAGCAGCCCGGAGCCCAGAGCCUGUCGUGGAGCCUGCACAAUCAAUCCUGACUGAAGCGGAGGGACGAAGUGCAAUCCACCCAGGGCGCAGCUGAGUUUUGAGAGGCAUUAAUUCCUUGGCGUCCACCAAGGGACCACUGGGACUAAUUCUCAUGGCAAACUUGUGGCCAGCCCAAAGUACCAAGCUUCACAUUCCGGUUGUGCUUGGUUAUCGCCCAAGAUUGGCUUCCACAAGAGAUGAAAUGUGGUCUGAGGGACGCUAUGACUACGAACGACUCCCGAGAGAACGAGUGCCACCCCGGAGCCAUGCCAGUGAUGGCUACCAUAGAGUAGUUAAUGUUGUGCCAAAGAGACCACCUCUGCUAGACAAGAGACCACCUCUGCUAGACAAGAGACCGCCUCUGCUAGCCAGCCCUGAUGAAGGAGGCUACAGUAGAUAUUACAGUCAUGUUGAUUGCCGAGUGUGUGACGAGGGCCGCAGUUUUUCUCAUGAUCGAAGAAGCGGCCCGUCUCACAGAGGAGAUGAAUCUGGCUACAGAUGGGCAAGAGAUGAUCAUUCUACAAGCCGGCAGCCUGACUACAGGGACAUGAGAGACAGCUUUAGAAGAAAAAGUUUCUACUCUUCCCAUUAUUCACGAGAUCGGUCUCCCCAUAAAAGGGAUGCUCCUUUCUUCAGAGAGUCACCUGUAGGCCGGAAGGACUCCCCACACAGCAGGUCCGGCUCCAGCGUCAGCAGUAGGAGCUAUUCUCCGGAGCGAAGCAGGACACACUCCUUCCAUCCGUCUCAGCAUAGAAAGUCCUCGCGUGUCGGUGCUUCCUACAAACGACAGAAUGAAGCAAUUCGAGGAAGAGGUAAAGAGAGAUCCAUCCAGUCUUUGAAAACAUCAAGAGAUACAUCACCCUCAAGUUCGUCAGCAGUUUCUUCAUCCAAGACGUUAGACAAACCCGUCAGGCUGACUGAGAAGGAGCUUGCUGAGGCUGAAAGCAAGUGGGCCAAUGAGACACUAGAGAAGUCAGAAGACAACAACUUGGCUGAAAUUCCUGACUUCGAGGCGGGAUCCACGGCUCCUUUAUUUAUUGACCAGACAGAGGAACCCGAGUCCAACACUACAGAUGGCACAGAGAUGUAUGAAGACAGCCAGAUUAGCAGCCGCUCGAGAGCCAUCGCCUUAAAGACCAAAGAGAUUGAGCAGGUUUACCGACAAGACUGCGAGACAUUUGGGAUGGUGGUGAAAAUGCUGAUUGAAAAAGAUCCCUCGCUAGAAAAGUCUAUCCAGUUUGCACUGAGGCAGAAUCUACACGAAAUCGGUGAGCGCUGUGUGGAGGAGCUCAAGCACUUCAUCACUGAGUAUGAUAAUGCUACUCAAGACUUUGGAGACCCUUUUUAGAAGAAGUAGUAGCCAGCUUAAAAAAGUUUUUUUUUAGAUUUUUUUUUCUCCUUGGAUUGUGUUAAUCCUUACUAUUUUGUGAUGAAGAGAAAUACUUUAUGAUAGCCGAGCACAUUUCUAGUAUUAAAUAAACAUCUACAAUACUCUUUAAAGUAUCUUAAUUAGAAUGUUUCCCCUAUGUGUAGAAUAUUCUACUCUUCAUACACUUCCUCCCUCCAAAAAUAAUAUCCAGUUAUUUUAAUGUUCAAAAAAAGCAGUUCUGGAGAGCAGCUUUCUGUAUUUAACUCAUGUUCCAUAGUCUUCCAUGAUGUUCUAGGAUCAUCUUGCGUACCUUGUGUAAAGGUUGUCUUUGUAUUCAGAUGUUGAUUUCUUAACCCGCACAGAUUGCAGAGUACUGUUGACUUUGGUACUGUUCUUCUGAUUGAUCAGCACCUUCAUCAGAGAUUAUAAACAUUCUUCCCCAUCCCCUCUGAUAGGUUUAAUGAAGCCCUGGUGGCCUCAAGGUCGGGAGAGGAAAGGUGGGACUUCAGGGCAGAGAUAGCAACUGUGGGAAGAAUUUGUGCAGGGAAUUUGCCACCCAGACACAAAGGAAGUCUGACUUUCAGGAACUGAAUGAGAGGUAACAGGCCCUGAGACAAAUGUGGAUCAAAAUAAAUGGGUUGAUUAAGUACUAGGAGCUAGUUGGGAAGAUGCCUAAGCUAUAAGACCUGGACACUCAUAAAUAAUAAAACGUCUCUGUGUCCCUUUUGGGAGCUGGUAAUUUGUAGUUAAGAUCAUUUAUUCCAGGUUGCAUACAAUGAUGGCACUGUUAGCAUUUUGAGUUGGUGAUGGCAAAAUAUGUUGUCUUAAGGAAUGAGAACUUUGCUAUCAUAUGAUAUUUGCAUUGAGAAUAAUUCUUAUUCGGUAUAGAAAAAAUGCACUUGAAAAUCUGUAAGGAAGCCGGGUGGUGGUGGCACACACCUGUAAUCCCAGCACUUGGGAGGCAGAGGCAGGCGGAUUUCUGAGUUCGAGGCCAGCCUGGUCUACAGAGUGAGUUCCAGGACAGCCAGGGCUAUACAGAGAAACCCUGUCUCAAAAAAACCAAAUCCAAAAAACAAAAAACAAAAAAAAGAAAAAAGAAAAAGAAAAUCUGUAAGGAUCUGUUAGAACAAUAUUUUCCUCCGAAGUCACUGAACUUAGCUCAUCUCUUCUACCAAGUGCCCUUGAGGUUCCCAACUGCUCUCUCUAGACAAUAGUGUAGACUAGCAAGAGGGGUACUCUGAGAUGCAGGGUGACUUAAGUUGAGGUGUCUCACUAACCCUUCUUAUGGGUGUAAUAAAAAUAUUAGAAUAUACAGAGCACUUAAGUUUUGUUUUAGGCCCGCAUUAUAUCAAAAAAGGGACUUGACAAGGCACUCAAGCUUGGCAUUAAGUUACAGGUCACAGUUGCUCUCUGUGACCUCAGUUCUGUGGCUUAGAGGGUCUCAUUCUUCAUAGCGCCCAGCACGCCGUGAGUGAGCCAGUGAAUGAGUGAAGACACAGUUAUGAUCUCUGCUGCUUCAUGGGCCCUGGCUCAUUGAGACAAGAUACUAAAUUUGUGGCCUUAGGCACCUUACAAUCACUGUUUUAAUUGCUGCCCAAUCAAAUUAUCUACUUUUUUUUUUUUUAAGUCAGGGUCUUGCUAGCCUGAAAAUCUGUGUAGAUCAGGCUAACCUUAAACUCAUAGAAAUCUUCCCACCUCUGCCUCUCGCAUGUUGGCGUUAAGCCAUUCGCCACCAUGCACAGGAUCCUUUUGUUUGUUUUCAUUUUCAUUCCCUUCUGUCCUUUUUACUUUUUUAUUCGAGACGAGUUCGUGCUGUGUAUCCUAGGCUGGCUUCAAACUCUCAUGCCCCAGCCUUUAACUUUUGGGGUUCCUGCCUCAGCCUUCCUGAGUUACAGGUGUGAGCCCCAGUGCUUACCAUUAUGUUCAGUGGCCUCCAAGCUCCUGUCUGCAGAGAUACUCCUACAUCGCACACAGAUUAUAUAUAAAGUAGAAAUAGCAGUAUGCUUAAUUUUAAGAAGCCCUGAAAUGGAUGUGUGAAGAUACAUAUUAAGCCAUUUUGACAAUUUAGAAUUACUUGAGGACAUUUGUUUUUUUCUUAAGUUCCUUAAGUAAGAACACUUGGAGUUACUUUUGGCAUUGAGAUUCUAUACAUACCUUUUAUAAGCAUGUUCCUAUUCAGUGCAUGUGGUGGUCUAUACCGGCACUUCAGUAAGACCACAUGCUAUUUCUCCUUUUUCCCUUUCACUAAUUCUUUAAAUCAAGUUGUUGACAAGCAUAACUUUAAAAUGUGAGAAGCUACCAAGUUGGCAAAUAAAUCAUUCACUUGGUAGAAAUUUAUUUUUAAAAAAGAGAGAAUCUUACUAAUAAGUUAUUUACGUGAAGGUCCACCCAGUAAUCCUCUUCCCUCAAGUCGCACGGCCUUGAAGCUGUUCGCAGCUCGCUGUCAGCAUUGUUCUGCCAGACUCAACAGUGUUAAUUGUUUUGUUUAUCUUUGUUUUUAAAAUUGCCUUUUAACAUCUAGAAUUCUUGUGUAGCAGAAUAUGUAUUUUAUAAAAUGUCUUUGAUUCUAUCAAGACUUGUUUGUAAAUUAUCCAUUGUUUUUCAGUAUACCUAAUUCAUGUGAUAAGUUUUCAUUGUCUCACCGUAAGGCCUUGAUGAUCAAUAUGGGGGAAGCACAUACUGUAAAAUGCAAAAUAAAUCCUAAGUAACGAA